Messenger RNA from Spodoptera litura, 3411 nucleotides. RefSeq names its product TBC domain-containing protein kinase-like protein. NCBI's taxonomy places the organism in Eukaryota, Metazoa, Arthropoda, Insecta, Lepidoptera, Noctuidae. The record is from RefSeq and is a predicted model, not a curated record. Gene Ontology annotation, biological process: regulation of GTPase activity; protein phosphorylation. Gene Ontology annotation, molecular function: protein kinase activity; small GTPase binding; ATP binding.
UUGUUGUAACUUCAAACUUGUAAUGAAAAUGACAAUGAGAACGCCCCUAAUUAUUGGAAAAUUGUUUUAGAAGUGGGCUAAUAUCAAAACAUACGUUUAUUUUACAGACGAAUAUAAUAAUAUAGAUAAAAAAUUCUGAAGGUAGUGGUAAGGUACAGCUGAAAAUGUAUCAAGACAACGAAGAUGAUUGUAAAUUCGCUGCUUGCACGUAUUUUGCGAAGAACCAUCCUGGCGAAAUGUGUGGAAGCAAUGGUUUGCCGCUUACACCAAGUUCUAUAACAAUAUUAGGACGUGCCCAACGUCUAUUGACUAUAGAACACCCAAACUUGUGUACAUAUCUUGACGUAAUUAGAGGUAAACAUGAAAGAAUAAUAGUAGUUGCAGAGGUGAUAGGAAAGUCGCUGAAAGAAUGCACAUCAAAGUUUUCAUUUCAAGAGAUUGUGAACAUUGCUAAGCAAGUAGCAAUAAGUAUGAAGUUCCUGCAUGAUCAGAAUAUUACACAUAGGACACUGUCUGAUGAUAAUAUUCUUAUUGAUAAUGAAGGGAGAGUCAAAUUGUUUAAUUAUGGAUUGUAUUAUAUGACUGAUGGAGGCAGUGAAGUGUCUUUUCCUUUGGGCUUACCAAGAUACCUAAGUCCAGAAACAAUACUAAGUGGUGGUGGCCCUGCAGCUGAUGUUUGGAGCUAUGGUAUUAUACUUCUAGAACUUUCUAUUGGCAAACUAUGGAACAAUCUAAAACCUGGCCCUAUAUUGAGAAGAAUACUGACCCUUGUGCAUGCUAACAACCCAGCAGAGAGGAUAGCUAGGGAACAUGACUGCUUUGAGCAGUAUAAACAAGUACCAGAAAACUUGAGGAAUAUCAUAGAAAAAUGUCUCAAAAUAUAUCCUAGUGAAAGGGCAACAUUUUCAGAAUUAGUAGAAGAUUUAACAAAAAUUGUUUCAAAAGAAUUGGUCGAAGUAAAAACUCCUCGCGGCUUAAUGGGCUGUAAACUGCAAUACCUUUACCAUCUGUGGCAACUGGCCGGCGGCGAUAUUCAAGCGGAAUUAAAAAAGAAUUACCUUAUCAAAAAUAGCCCGCCAAUUUUGUCUAUGCCUAUAGCAAUACUCCUAGACGGCUGCACAAUAGGUGGUAAAACAGGUGCGUUAUUCGACAGAAGACUAGCCAAGUACAGCUUAGACCUUCUAAAGUCUCGUCUCAGUCAUGUACCACCUCAAGACUUCUACCCACUGAUGCAUGAACGAAGAAAAGAAUAUGAUGCAGUUGCUUUACCCAAGAUAAUCAGGGAAAGAGAUACGGAGUAUCAGUUCUAUAGACUUUUAUGGUUCCAUCGGCUCUUACAUGGUUACCCAUACACAGCGCCAUACAUCAGAGCCGAAGCGGAGAUAGAUAUACCGCCGCUAGUUAGAGGCGACGUGUGGGCAGCUUUACUAGGAGUAGUGGGGGACAUAGAGGAUCAGUACGAGAGGAUUGAUAAGGAGACUCCUACUCCUACUGAUAGACAAAUAGAUGUGGACAUACCCCGUUGCCACCAAUAUUGCUGGUUACUCUGCGGCUCAGCCGGUCACAAGACGUUGAAGAGGUUACUAAAAGCCUGGCUACUGACCAACCCGCAGUAUGUGUAUUGGCAAGGACUGGACUCGCUCACUGCACCAUUCCUGUAUCUUAAUUUCUGUAAUGAAGCCCGCGCCUUCGCCUGUCUCUCAGCAUUCGUACCGAAGUUCCUACACAAGUUCUUCCUAAAGGACAACAGCGCUGUAAUCAAGGAGUAUUUAGCUAAGUUCUGGCAGAUGACCGCCUUCCACGAGCCUGAGCUGGCCACACAUCUACACGAGAUCAACUUUGUACCGGAACUGUUCGCUAUACCAUGGUUCCUAACUAUGUUUUCACACGUAUUUCCCCUGCACAAGAUAGUGCACCUAUGGGACGCAUUGCUAGUGGAAGGUCCAGCUUUACCCUUAUUUAUGGGAGUAGGGAUACUGAGACAGCUGAGAGACACGUUACUAUCGUCCGGCUUCAAUGAGUGCAUCCUAUUGUUCUCUGACCUACCAGAGAUUGACAUUGGAGAGUGCGUCAAGGAAUCAAUAGAGAUGUGUCGAAGUUCUCCGAGGAGUGUCAGCUAUAGGAGAUUCACUAAUGAAGCUGUAGUCAAAGAUCCUAUGGACAUAGUGGAAAUCCCCAUGGAAGUGUUAUUCACUGAAAUAAGUCCAAGGAUCAACUUAUCAGAUUUCUUCUCGCUGAUAUGCCAAGAUAAGUGUUGUGUCAUCGACAUUAGGUCUAAUUUACUUUACGAGAAAAGCUGCAUAGAUGGCAGCAUAAACGUGCCUUACAGUGGAGUCCAUUUGGGCCAGCAUGAACUAAGGGCUCUAGGGCUCCAUCCUCAGAAAGUUAUUCAAGAAGCAAUUAAACAAAAGAAAAUGGUUGUCGUCGCGUCGGCUGAAGAUGAGACUGCUCAAUUGUUCAGCGACUACCUAGUCAAGUGCUGCGUACCAAGAGUGUGUAUACUUCACGGAGGAAUAUCAGCUUUAUUGACACACGUUCCUUCUCUCUUCACUGUACCACCCAAACGCAAUGGACAUAAGUGAAAUGACGACAUAGAGUAGAUACAAAAUGGAAUGCUAAGAUGUAGUGGGAUUUGGUAAAUAGACAAAAAAGUGGCAAUAUUAAAUAAAUUAUUAGAUUAUAAAACGUUUGUUGGGCCUAACAGUAGCUCUUUAGAAUAAGAAUGGUCGUGGAUAUACACAGUGAUUCGUAAUUUUGUAUUAGCACUCUAUUGGUGUAUCUUGCGGUUUCUUUUUACGUAUUUUUUGUCCAGGAAAUUGUGACACAUGGGAUUAUACCUUUGUAUUGUUUCUGUGUAAGUUAAAUGAAUUCGCCAUUUUCCGUGUACGAUAAAAAAUAAUGUUUAACAAUGCCCUGAACAUUCGAAAAUAUACAAGUCUGAUUGUAAGGAAAUAUUUAAGCUUCUGUAUUUAGUAGUGGCAGCAUUAUGAUCUGAAUGUAGUUUUAAGCGACUAGUGUUUCUUUUUUGCUAUUUUUGUAUUAUCAGUUUAGAGAAGAUAAGCAUACAUUAGUUGAUUUGUAAACAAUGAGAUUUUAUAUAAAUAUAGGUUUUAAUUUAAGAAUUAUUAUUUCAGUGUUUCUAAGUAUGUAAUUGUGCAUUCCAUUUCAUUUGAACGUGUAUUUUAUUUGCUAAUGUUAUAUAAGGCCCUUUUUCCUCAUACAAAACUGAGUUAUCCAUUUUGUACGUACCAAAUGUUUUUACUUAUCAUGGGUUAUGCAAUAAGUACCUAAUUACAUCUUAUCAAUGGAACAGAGUUGUAUAUAGCAAUAAUUAUAAUAUUAACGAAAUGGCUAUUUAUACACAAUGCGAUGUACUGCUACGAAUUUAUUUAUUAAACAUAUGAACGUUUA